CUCUGGGAGCAAGUUACUUUUAAUUUGAAAUCUGGUCAGAUAGACGCCGCCACCGAUGCCAAAUGCCAUCUAGAGCAGCGUCAACGCGAAGAGGCUCGCCUUCGACGGGAGGCUAAGCAGCGUUGGGAGCCGGUUCAUUUUCAAGAUCAGGCAUACAACUGGGUUUAUCGGUGGCCAUUGGUUCAUCGAAUAGCUCAAUUAAACGGAUCUUCUCGGGAUGACUCAUCAUUUCAUCAUCAACCCCAACAGCAGUCCAGCAGAAUGCGUCGCCCCUCAGCUGUCUCAAUUUCUUCCAUUGUUCCAAAGUCAUCUGGGAGUACAGGGAUUUCGAACAAUGCUAGCGCUGCGGAGCUCCGGCCAAUUGUGCUACAAUCACGAUUAGACUCUGAGACUCAUAUCGAAUCAGACCACUACGAUUCCGGGAAGCAAGAAACUCUAGAUUCAGAUGGAAAAACUCCUACAUACUCGAACAUUUCCUCUACUGGUUUCUCCCCAUUCGCCAUUCUUAGUCCUGAGGUUAACUCAGAACUACCACAGACUUCUAGCUGUCCAUACAAUACCAAUACAUUGAAUGGCAAAUCGGACAAGGCACCUCAGUCAUCUCUUAGCUCAAUUGAAAAACCCGACAUGCAGGCGAUUGAAGAAGUACAAGCAGCCAGGGUUGAAUAUCCCCGGUCAGCAUCAUCGAAUUAUUUAGCCGCGCCUCUCCUCAAUAUUGAAACUAAUGCGACUACAUUGGCAAACCCCGUACGGCAGCCUAGUGAAAUGAUAAGUCAAACGCCCUUUUAUGGGUUCCCCGAAUAA
This is a messenger RNA of Protopolystoma xenopodis, 804 nucleotides long. Lineage: Eukaryota; Metazoa; Platyhelminthes; Monogenea; Polystomatidea; Polystomatidae. The record is from the annotation of a GenBank genome assembly.